Messenger RNA from Mastomys coucha (southern multimammate mouse), 3774 nucleotides. RefSeq names its product membrane integral NOTCH2 associated receptor 1 (gene Minar1). Gene Ontology annotation, biological process: negative regulation of cell population proliferation; negative regulation of TOR signaling. Gene Ontology annotation, cellular component: plasma membrane. The record is from RefSeq and is a predicted model, not a curated record. Lineage: Eukaryota; Metazoa; Chordata; Mammalia; Rodentia; Muridae. Bases 682 to 3420 code for a protein of 912 amino acids. The transcript is spliced from 4 exons.
GCUUUUGCCCCGGCACAGCAGGCGCGACUCUUAAGGAAGCAGAGGCCUUCUCAGGACUCUUGGGGUGCUUGCAUCCACUCACUAGGUGGCUGCAGCCUCUGGCAGGGCACGCCCUCGGCGCUAUUGCCGCGCCCCUCUCGAGUCCGCCCCUCCCGCCCCAGGGAGCGCGUACCCACUGCUGGAGAGUCCUGCCUUCCUCAGCUCCCCAGGCGGGAGACGAUGAAGAGGCUAAACUGGGUCUCUGGCCAUCGGAUUCCUGGCCCGAGCUGCCCACGGUAUCCAAGACCGUGACGUGGCGACACUGGCUGAGCCUCAGAAACGGAGAUUGGGGCUGAUCGGGACUCCGAGGCCGCAUCCUCUGGCCUCUGAGAGCCCCAGCAUCAUGCAAGUGGGCACUGGCUGCCGAGUGGCCAGGAAAGCCCGGGUGCGACCCUAGCCUGCAGAUCCAGACCUCGCGCUGUGAGGGCUGAAGUUGCCCUACGCCAGGGCUGUUGCCCCAAGUGCAAAGCCUGGGCUACCCUGGAGCCUAGGACUCUUUUGGCGUUGGAGGCCGUGUAGACCACCACCUCAGAGCCACACAGAUCUGCGGAGGACCGGGGACCAAGAAAGAGCUGGAGCAGCCUCCAGAGGAUAGAACUGACUGAUGCUCCAGUGUAGUCAGUGAGCUUGCACAUCUAAAUCAUGGAAGCCAAUCAGGAAGCUUCUCUCUUUUUGGUGAAGAUCUUAGAAGAAUUGGACAGUAAACAAAAUACCGUUUCCUAUCAAGACCUGUGCAAGUCACUGUGUGCCCAGUUUGAUCUGUCUCAGCUUGCCAAACUGAGAAGUGUGCUUUUCUACACAGCAUGCCUCGAUCCCAACUUCCCAGCCACUUUAUUCAAAGACAAGAUGAAAUGCUCUGUAAAUAAUCAACAGUCAAAGAAAAUCAUGGUGGCGGCAGAUAUCGUGACAAUCUUCAACCUGAUCCAGAUGAAUGGGGGCACCGCUAAGGAGAAGCUGCCCACAAGUUGCCACAAGAUGCGCAAGAAGGAGGCAUCCUUUGAGUCUUGCCGGUCCGACACUGAGGUGUGCAGCCCGACAGUUUGUGAGUCUCUGAACUGUGAGCUGAGUGAGAGGCCCUUCAGCCGAGGCUACCCCACCAGGCAGUCAUCCAAAUGUAAGGAAUGUCCACAGUUCGUCCCUGCCUCUGAGCCCAACUUCCUGUUGGGUGUUAGCAAAGAGGUGAAAAAUCGGGCAGCCUCUCUGGACAGGCUGCAAGCCCUGUCCCCCUAUUCUGUGGCCAGCCCUCAGCCCUGUGAGAUGCAGAGGACCUAUUUCCCCAUGAAUAUUGAGAAUGAGUCCAUUUCAGAUCAGGACUCUCUGCCCAUCAGCCAAGGCAUCAAAGAGACCUUCAUCUCCAGUGAGGAACCAUUUGUGGUUCAGUCCUGUGUUCAGAAAAGGAACAUCUUCAAAGAAGACUUUCACAAUCUCAUGACUGUAUCCCCCAGUUUGGUUGGUACAACCAACAAAGCAGAAGAGGAUCAUGGGGAGCCCCAGAGUCAGAAGGAGCUGCACAAGCCACCGUUCUUCAACCACAGCUUUGAGAUGCCUUACCACAACCAGUACCUGAAUCCAGUGUAUUCCCCCAUCCCUGACAAAAGGCGGGCGAAGCAUGAAAGCUUAGAUGACCUUCAAGCCUCUACCUAUUUUGGACCCACUCCAGUGAUGGGAACACAAGACACCAGGCGCUGUCCAGGGAGGUCCAGUAAACAGACUCCAUGGCCCGCCAAAAGCUGGAGCCUAAACACGGAGGAAGUGCCUGACUUUGAACGCUCCUUUUUCAAUAGAAAUCCCUCUGAAGAGAAGCUACGCUAUCCGAAUUCUGGCAGCCAGACUCCCAAUUUCUCAGGCCCAGACAGGCAUCCAGUUUACCUGGUGCCAAAGGAUCAACAGAAGGUUCUCCCUGCUGGCUACGCAGUGAAACCAAAUGGACUCAAAUCUAAAGAGAUCUCGUCCCCUGUUGACCUGGAGAAGCACGAAGCAGUCAAGAAGUUUAAAGACAAAACCAUCAGCUGUACCAGUGGGCAGCACAGCUCAGACACCAGCAGUGUGGGUACCCAGACAGAGCAGCAUGUGCUGGACCCCCCAAAAUGCAAAGACUUGUGUGCUUCGGGUCAGGCCAAGUACAGUGACAGGCAUGCCAUGAAACACUCGGAUGAUGACUCAGAAAUCGUCAGCGAUGACAUCAGCGACAUUUUCCGGUUUCUUGAUGACAUGAGCAUCAGCGGCUCCACAGGAGUGAUCCAGUCAUCCUGCUACAACAGCACCGGCUCCUUGUCUCAGCUUCAUAAGUCAGACUGUGAUAGUUCGCCAGAGCAUAACCUCGCCAAAAUCACCAAUGGGGUCGCCAGCAGCAAGGGAGACAAGUGUAACCGGCCUGAAAACGUCCACCACUCCGAGGAAGAAUUGAAGAGCAGUGUGUGCAAACUGGUUCUCAGGAUUGGUGAGAUCGAGCGGAAGUUGGAAUCAUUGUCAGGGGUCCGAGAGGAAAUCUCCCAGGUCCUUGGAAAACUCAAUAAACUGGAUCAGAAAAUACAGCAGCCGGAGAAAGUGAAUGUGCAGAUUGACCUGAACUCCUUGACAAGCGAGGCACCUUCUGAUGACAGUGCCUCUCCGAGGGUCUUCCGUUCACACAGUGGCUCCCACGGACCUAAGCUGGAGAACAGUCCUGACUGGUGUUGCUCUGAUGCCAGUGGAAGUAACAGUGAAAGCCUGCGUGUCAAGGCCUUAAAGAAAAGCCUCUUUACCAGGCCAUCUUCCAGGUCCCUGACUGAGGAGAACAGUGCUACAGAGUCUAAAAUUGCCAGCAUCUCAAACUCUCCCAGAGACUGGCGAACCAUCACAUACACCAACCGCAUGAGCCUCAACGAGGAGGAGAUAAAAGAUGCAGGCCCAGCCAAUAACAAAGACUGGCAUAGGAAAUCUAAGGAGGCAGACAGGCAGUAUGACAUCCCCCCACAGCACAGAUUGCCCAAGCAGCCCAAAGAUGGCUUCCUGGUGGAACAGGUGUUCAGCCCUCAUCCUUACCCCACCUCCCUCAAGAGCCACAUGAAGAGUAACCCCCUGUAUACAGACAUGCGACUGACCGAGCUCGCUGAGGUGAAGCGGGGCCAGCCUUCUUGGACCAUAGAGGAAUAUGCUCGGAACUCUGGUGACAAAGGCAAGCUGACAGCUCUGGACCUGCAGACCCAAGAAUCUUUAAACCCAAACAACUUAGAGUACUGGAUGGAAGAUAUUUAUACUCCAGGCUAUGAUUCAUUACUAAAACGGAAAGAAGCUGAAUUCAGACGAGCCAAGGUUUGCAAGAUUGCUGCUCUUAUCACUGCUGCUGCAUGCACGGUCAUCCUCGUCAUUGUUGUGCCAAUCUGCACGAUGAAGUCCUGAACCUGUGGACUCAGCAUUACAUGCAACUCCCGACUCCCAGUGUCUUUCUCUGUAAAUUUCAAAAGCUGACCCCACUGUGGCUACAGUCUGCUGGAAUAGAGACAAAAUCCUGGAUGCUUUUCUACAGUGCCGAAGGUCAUCUUCAGAGAGUAUGUGCUCUGAAAAGACAUCUGCCUAGCUGUUAAGCUUAGACAUAGCUACACUCUGAAUAUAUUUUCAAAAGUACAAUAUCCUUUUCCACAUAAGGAAUGCCGUGGACUGUCAGUAAAUAACAAUUGGAUUCUUUCAUUUGGAUGAUGAUCCAUGGUGGGCAUUAAGUUAUACAGAACAGAUCUAAUAAUACCUGCUCUUCGA